Andrographis paniculata is the source of this 577-nucleotide messenger RNA. RefSeq lists its product as uncharacterized. Lineage: Eukaryota; Viridiplantae; Streptophyta; Magnoliopsida; Lamiales; Acanthaceae. The record is from RefSeq and is a predicted model, not a curated record. Bases 89 to 394 code for a protein of 101 amino acids. The transcript is spliced from 5 exons.
UUGAAGAGACUGCGAUUCCCCGAGUUCGUUUUUCUCCGUUUCUCUUUGAUUAGUAGGGUUUUCCAGUGCUGAAUUCUCCUCUGGAUUAAUGUUUAAGAAUACAUUUCAAUCUGGGUUUCUUUCAAUUUUAUAUAGCCUUGGGAGCAAGCCAUUACAGAUAUGGGAUAAAAAGGAAAGCCUGAAUGAUCUUGCAGACGACUUUGGUGGCUUCAAAGAUGAUCGCGUAAAGUGGUUCAUCCAUGGAGUUUUUUGGGACAACAAGGAUGAAUACUUAAUUAUCAAUUUCUGCAAAGACUGCAACAAUUUGUUGCAGUUUUCCAAAUUGGUUCUCUGCAAAUUAUACAGAUACUAUGAGGAUGGUUCGUGCAGUCCAUAUCGCCCGGGCGCCAAAUAACGACAUCGGGAGCAUAUGAAGCAGAAUUAAGGGGGAGAGUGUUGGGUGUAAUUCUGAUUAUGCAUUUGAUUGAUUAUAUAAUUAGUUAUAUAUUAUAAUUUGUUAUUAUUUAUUCUAUUAAUUUCCUAAUUAGUUAUGUCUAUUUAUAAUUCAAAUUUAAAAUUGUUUCUGUUAGUGUUGAAA